Coffea eugenioides is the source of this 2253-nucleotide messenger RNA. Its product is annotated as anaphase-promoting complex subunit 7. The record is from RefSeq and is a predicted model, not a curated record. NCBI's taxonomy places the organism in Eukaryota, Viridiplantae, Streptophyta, Magnoliopsida, Gentianales, Rubiaceae. Gene Ontology annotation, molecular function: protein binding. The transcript has 17 exons. The coding region runs from base 70 to 1761 and encodes 563 amino acids. Gene Ontology annotation, biological process: cell division.
AUCCAUUCCCCAGUCCCCAUCUCUCUCUCUCCCCCUCACUCACUGAGUCACUCAUCAAACACUUGAGCGAUGGACCACUACGUCCCCAAGGACCAAGUCACCACCCUCCUCGAUCACGGCCUCUUCACCUCUGCACAAUUACUCGGUGGUUUCCUUGUUUCAUCGUCUACUGGGAAUUCUGAAGCCUCCCCACAAUUGAAAGCAGAAAGUUUGGUGCUACUUGGUGAUUCAUUUUUUAAAGAGAAAGAGUACAGGAGAGCAAUUCACACUUAUAAACAAGCAUUGCUUCACCUGAAAACAAUUCUGAAACCAACCACAACAACGAGUAGGAGUUCACUUUCUGCUUCAAAUAGGUCCUCUUCUCCGAGUUCUUUUAACAACUCAGCCAUUAACGAAAAUGAGGUCAAGUUCAGAAUUGCUUCGUCAUAUUGUGCCCUGAAUGAGAACAGGGCUGCUCUGAUUGAGAUGGAGGGAAUUCCAAGUAAAGCAAAGACUUUGCAGAUGAGUCUGAUGAUGGGAAAACUUUAUCGAUAUACUAGACACACUCGUGCAGCAGCUGCCUGUUAUAAGGAGUGUUUAAGGCAAUGCCCUUAUAUCAUUGAAGCUAUUAUAGCUUUGGCUGAAUUGGGUCUUUCAGCAAAAGAUAUUAUUUCAUUGUUUCCUCAGACGCCAAGUAGAAGUGCAAGAGCUCCUUUUGAUCAUCUUGAGUCAAGUCGGUGGUUGCAGCGAUAUGUUGAAGCCCAAUGUUGCAUUGCCUCAAAUGAUUAUAAAGGUGGUUUAGAGCUCUUUUCAGAACUCCUGCAACGAUUUCCAAACAACAUACACAUAUUGCUGGAAAUGGCUAAGGUAGAAGCCAUUAUUGGGAAAAUUGAUGAAGCCAUUAUGAACUUUGAGAAGGUCCGAUCCAUCGAUCCAUAUGUUGUUGCAUAUAUGGAUGAGUAUGCCUUGCUUUUAAAGACUAAGUCUGAUCAAUUGAAGUUAAACAAGUUGGUGCAUGAUCUGUUGAAUAUUGAUCCCACAAGGCCUGAAGUUUUUGUUGCGUUGUCUGUCUUAUGGGAAAGGAAGGAUGAUAGAGGAGCUCUCUCUUAUGCCGAAAAGAGCAUUCGAAUUGAUGAGAGGCAUGUACCAGGUUAUAUAGUGAAGGGAAACUUAUUGUUGUCAAUGAAUCGGCCAGAUGCAGCUGCUAUUGCCUUCAGGGGAGCUCAGGAUUUAAGAGCUGAUCUUCGUUCCUAUCAAGGAUUAGUUCGUUCAUAUUUGGCACUUUCGAAGAUUAAAGAGGCUUUGCAUGCUGCAAGGGAAGCAAUGAAAGCCAUGCCCCAAUCCGCAAAAGCCCUAAAGUUAGUUGGUGAUGUGCAUGCUAGUAGUACUACUGGAAGAGAAAAAGCAAAGAAGUUCUAUGAAUCAGCUCUCAGGCUGGAACCGGGUUACCUUGGAGCUGCCUUAGCUUUGGCUGAGCUGCAUGUCAUGGAAGGCCGAAAUGGAGAUGCUGUAUCUCUCCUCGAGCGAUAUCUUAAAGAUUGGGCGGAUGACUCUUUGCAUGUUAAGCUGGCUCAAGUGUUUGCAGCCACAAACAUGCUGCAAGAUGCUCUGUUGCAUUAUCAAGCAGCAUUGAGGAUCAAUCCUCAAAAUGAAGCUGCAAAGAAAGGAUUGGAGCGUUUGGAGAAACAAAUGAAGGGAGUGGAUCCUGAUGCCCCUGAAGAAGAUGAGGAAAAUGAUGUAGAGGAUGUUGAUGGAGAUGUGGAGGAGACUGAGCUUCUAUGAUGGGUGUCUAAAGGUUGUCCAGUUUGUCUAACACCUUGGUGGGCAUCUUAUGACGCGCAUGAUUGUGGCCUAUGUGCAUGCAGUGACGUUGCUCAAUGGAAUUUAUGGUGGUAAAGAGUGAAGAAGCAGAAGUCUUGUCUAGCAACAGAGGUUGCCUGCUUCAGAGUAGCUUCUAUAUUAUUCAACAUGCCUGAUGCUGCAAUUGUAACAGAUUUUAGGGUAUAUCUAUAUAAUACUGAAGUUAUCUUGCAUUUUAAUAGGAAUGGCAAUGGGCCAAGCACCCAUGGAAUUUGCCACUGCCACCGGAUGUAGAGGUUUGCUUACCAAACCUGAUAGCCAUCACCAUUUUAGGCAAAACUUGUAUAGGUGCUGCAGCUACAAUUCAUGAAGGGAAAGAGAACUGAAUUGAUGUCGCAUUAUUCUCUAGAUGGUUUUUGGGGAUGUUUUGACAGAAUGACUGUGACCGAAUCUUUUAAUGCAUUCUUGGUUUUU